Oryzias melastigma (Indian medaka) is the source of this 1289-nucleotide messenger RNA. RefSeq names its product gap junction Cx32.2 protein. Gene Ontology annotation, cellular component: connexin complex. The transcript is spliced from 2 exons. Bases 130 to 990 code for a protein of 286 amino acids. Gene Ontology annotation, biological process: cell communication. The record is from RefSeq and is a predicted model, not a curated record. Lineage: Eukaryota; Metazoa; Chordata; Actinopteri; Beloniformes; Adrianichthyidae.
GUUACGCAAUUGGGUCCCUGCUGUCCUCACCCAGCUCAAAACUCCAAGGUCCAACUACAGUUAGUGUUCUGUCCCAAGCUGAGGCAGUUCUUUUUGACCGGGUCAGAAGUCUGAACACCAACCGUGACGAUGGGAGAUUGGGGAUUUCUUUCAACCCUUCUGGAGAAGGUCCAGUCCCACUCCACUGUGAUCGGGAAGAUCUGGAUGAGUGUCCUUUUCCUGUUCCGGAUCAUGGUUCUGGGAGCAGGUGCCGAAAGUGUCUGGGGGGACGAACAGUCCGGUUUUGUCUGCAACACCCUCCAACCCGGUUGUGAGAACGUCUGCUACGACUGGACCUUCCCAAUCUCGCACAUUCGUUUCUGGGUCCUCCAGAUCAUCUUCGUCUCCACGCCGACGCUGUUGUACCUGGGCCACGCCAUGCACAUCAUCCAGAAGGAGAAAAAGCUCCGGGAGAAGAUCUCAACACCCGGCGGGCCUCAACAGCACAAGUCUCCCAAGUAUACAGACGAGAGUGGACAUGUGACCAUUAAAGGGAACUUGCUGGGAAGCUAUCUGACCCAACUCAUUGUGAAGAUCAUCAUCGAAGCGGCCUUCAUCGUCGGUCAGUACUACCUGUACGGCUUUAUCAUGGUUCCCAUGUUCCCCUGCUCCAAGAAGCCCUGCCCCUUCACCGUGGAGUGCUACAUGUCCAGACCCACGGAGAAAACCAUCUUCAUCAUCUUCAUGCUGGUGGUGGCCUGCAUCUCCCUGCUCCUCAACGUCAUCGAGGUGUUCUACCUGAUCGGCUCCAGAGUCCGAUGUGGGUCCAAGCGUCGCGCUCACAGAGUCACCUCGGCAGAAAACCCCGCCAGCCUUUCUGGUCCAAAAUGGUCGAACGCGGACGACGCUCUCAAGCAGAACAAGCUCAACAUGGAGAUGGAGAGCAACCACAGCGUCGGAGGAAGCCUGGACGGAGCCAAAGAGGAGAAACGGCUACUGAGCGGUCACUGAAGAUCUGAAAUGUUGUUUUUAUUGCUCCAGAUUAACUUAGAAAAUCCUCCAUUGCUGAAUGAAAAGAUGUAUUCUAUAGAAAAACGUGCAAUACUGCUGUAUUUAUGUUCUCGAGUCGUUCAAUGUGUUUAAGUUCUUCAGAUCUUCAUUAACUGGAGGAAUCUGCUGAUUUAACAAUUGUGAUGAUGAUGCCAGAGAAACAUCUGAUUCUGCUGAAGAGGCAGACACUUUUUGUAUGCUUUGUUGUUUUUAAUAAAUGAUUAAAGUUGAAUAAAAAAACAGGUUUUCUACCAUUUUAA